Molecule: messenger RNA, 2015 nt
Organism: Synchiropus splendidus (mandarinfish)
Lineage: Eukaryota; Metazoa; Chordata; Actinopteri; Syngnathiformes; Callionymidae
Gene: paox
Product: polyamine oxidase
Exons: 10
Coding region: 183-1679 (498 amino acids)
Molecular function (GO): polyamine oxidase activity
Source: RefSeq, a predicted model, not a curated record
UCCGAGCAAUGGCCAUAAAUGUUUCUGUAUCAUAUCACUUCUCUUUUGACCAAAGACCAAAAUCUCUGUGACAAAGGAGACGUCGCCUUUUUGGAGGGCUGACUGAGAACAUGGAUCCUUGAGAGGAGGCGUGUGUUAUUGCGGAAGGACCUGGUGAAGAGCGUUAUCCAGUUGUGAUCGUCAUGGAAGCCAAGAUAGUCAUAGUAGGAUGUGGCAUGUCCGGUGUGGCAGCUGCACACAGACUCAUCAAAGCGGGAUUUAAAAACGUCCACGUCCUGGAGGCGACAGCGAGGAGCGGGGGACGAGUACGAACCGGUCGACUAGGCGACAAAGUAAUUGAAAUCGGAGCCAACUGGAUUCAUGGACCGUCAGUGGGGAACCCGGUGUUUUGCUUGGCUCAGCAAUACGGCCUUCUGGAUCCGGAGGCUCUCACUGAAGAGAACCAAGCCAUGGACAUCGGAGGACACCCUCCCUGGGUUCCCACCUUUUUAAGCAGUUCAGGCCGCAAGCUGAACAUGGAGGAUGUGCUUCCUGCUCAUGAAAUGUUUGCUGAGCUGCUGGAGGAAAGUGCAGAGUUCUCUAAUCAAGGAGUGGAACCUUUGCCCUGUGUGGGUGACUUCAUCCGCACAGAGGUGAGACGGAGAGCCCAAGAGCGGUGGUCGGGUGUUGACGCCAACGUCAGGUCACUGAGACAGUGUCUCAUCAGCAACUUCCUGAAAGUGGAGUGUUCUGUGAACGGCGCACACAGUAUGGAUGACGUGGGACUCGGCCCGUGCGGCCUUUAUAAAACUCUCCCUGGACUGGACUGUGUGAUUCCGAGAGGUUAUGAGGGACUGAUCCAUCACUUGCUGGCAGAGCUUCCUGAUGGUUUGGUGGCCUUCAAUAAACCAGUGCAGUGCAUCCACUGGAACAACACAGAGAGAAGCCCGAACCCAGUGACAGUGGAGUGCAGAGAUGGAACCACAAUGGCUGCCGAUCACGUGAUCGUCACGGUGCCUCUUGGCUACUUGAAGAAACACCACUCAUCAUUGUUCCAUCCUGCCCUUCCUCUGCACAAGCAGCGCUCCAUCCAGAGACUUGGCUUCGGAACGAACAAUAAAAUCUACCUGGAGUUUGAUUCGCCGUGGUGGGACGCCGACUGUGAGGUCAUCCACCUGGUGUGGGAGGAUGAGGAUGCCAUGGUGGACCAGAUUCCAGAUCUGCACAGAUCCUGGAUAAAGAAGUUGUUUGGCUUCACGGUGCUGAAACCUACCGAACGGUACGGCCAUAUUCUGUGUGGCUGGAUUGCUGGACAUGAAUCAGAAUAUAUGGAAACACUUCCAGAGCAAGAAGUGUUUAAUGCUGUCACCCAGCUGAUCCGCAGGUUCACCGGAAACCCAACUAUCACUCCAAGAAGAGUCCUGCGAUCUCAGUGGUACAAUGACCCAUGGACUUGUGGGUCCUACACUUACCCUGGUGUAGGCUCUUCUGAUCAGGACCUGGAGAACAUGAUGGAACCUCUGCCGACGAAGAAAUCACCAUCACAACCUUUGCAGGUUCUGUUUGCUGGGGAGGCAACUCAUCCCUGCUACUUCUCCACCGUCCAUGGAGCGCUGCUCACCGGCUGGAGAGAAGCUGACAGGCUCAUCACUCACUACUCCGCCAAGCUGCCACCUCAGCCUUCAAAAUCGAAGCUCUGAAUCCACAAUGAUCCUCUGAACAAGGCAAUUCUGUCUGAUCAUAAAUGAGAUAUUCUUGCAUUUCAUGAAGAAAACUUGGAAGUAUAUUAUUACCACAUCUGUUUUUAACCAUCCAGUCAUGGUAGCAAUACAUACAUUUAUCAGUGUAAAUUUUCCCAGAUUGAUUAUGUCUAAAUAAUAAGCAACUAAUGAUGUAUAAUUCAUUUUUACAUGCGGAUGAAAUCUCAGGUACUUUUACUGAAUUGUAAAUAAGCUAAUAAAUUUGAAUUUUUUGAUCAAUAAUAAACCUUAUCCUGAUGUUUGCACUGUUCAAUAAAUGUUGAUAUAAUUUUGCAA